AGGGGGAAGUUAUGCCGAUCAGUCCUGCUCGGGCCUCUGCUUCAGAGGAAUCCACCACCAGCAGUCUUUUCAAGGAAAUAUCCAAUGAUAACGAACUGGAAACUGGAAAUAUGACAUCUGACUCUGGUUCUGCUGCACCAAUAACCAGCAAAGAUGAUCGUGAACCACUCAAGACCCGAAGAGAUCCCUAAGAUACGGCUUAUCAGCCUUUCUCGAGCUAUCUUCAACGUGGAUACGGAGUCUAGUUUCUCUGCUGCAGGGCCUGUAACAGGUCUAAGAAGUUACUCAGGACCGAUGGCACAUUCAGGCGACCUCUCCCAUAGAUCGAACAGCAGCACGACAAGCACUCGCUCAUUUGCCUUCCCUACAUUGCAGUCUGAAUGGAAUAGCAGUCCAGUUCGAAUGGGGAAAGCUGACCGGAGACAAUAUCGGAAGCAUUGUGGUUGGAGGCACAGCAUUCUUUGCUGUAAAUUCUGGGGAAAAAAAAAAGAAAAAAAGUUCUAUACCAUCCAUAGGUUAUACAAAUUUCUUAUGUAA
Molecule: messenger RNA, 537 nt
Organism: Hibiscus syriacus
Lineage: Eukaryota; Viridiplantae; Streptophyta; Magnoliopsida; Malvales; Malvaceae
Exons: 2
Coding region: 154-537 (127 amino acids)
Biological process (GO): regulation of asymmetric cell division
Source: RefSeq, a predicted model, not a curated record